AUGUUGUACCUUCUAGAAGAAGCUAAAAGGCUAGACGAUUUACACAAAAGACGUCAAAGUCGCAGUAUACGCAAUCUUUAUAAAAUAUCAUCAGACAGAGAUUACAUACGCAACUACAGGCUCACCAGGGAUCUUAUAGAAAUAUUGGAAGACGAUCUCAUGCCUUUUUUGCCCCAACAAGUACGGCGUGGUGGGCUCAGUCAUCACACUAAGAUUCUAUGCACCCUAUCUUUUUUGGCCACUGGAAGCUACCAGAAUGUAGUUGGAAAAUCAUUUUUUAAUUAUGUAUCACAACCAUCUGCCAGCCGAGCUAUUAAUACAAUUGUCAAUGCACUAAAUCAUCCUGACAUAAUUAAAAAGUAUAUAAGAUUUCCACAAAAUCGUAAUGAAAGAGAAACUCUGAAACAAAGAUUUUUUGAGAAAUUUAAAAUUCCUGGUGUGAUUGGAUGUGUUGAUGGUACUUUGGUGGCCAUGAUUCGUCCCAAAACACAAGAAGAAAGAUAUUACUGCAGAAAAGGUUACCAUGCUAGAAAUGUUUUAAUUAUAAAUGACUGUGAUCUAAACAUAUUACAUGUGGAUGCUACAUUUGGAGGGGCUACACACGACAGCUUCAUUUUUAAUAAUUCUGUCAUACAGCAUCACCUGGAGCAACUAAACAAUGCGGGAGAGACAGCAUAUUUGUUAGGUGAUUCUGCUUAUGGGCAGAGAUCCUACUUGAUGACCCCAUGUGCCAAUCCUGAGCCUGGUUCUCCAGAGGAGCAUUACAAUACACUGCAUAGUACAGCAAGGAAUAGUGUUGAAAGGACAAUCGGAAUUUUAAAGGGCAGAUUUAGAUGUCUUCUGGUUCAUAGAGUUUUACACUAUGAUCCAGAAAUGGUGUCUAAAAUCAUUAUUGCUUGCUGUAUCUUGCACAAUAUUUGUAAUCGCGCUGGAUUACCAGUAUUAGAGUUGCCACAUAAUUUGCAAGAAGAAGAAAUUCGCGCAAAUGAAGUGCUACAAAGCGAGGGUCAUCACAUAGAGCCGGCAUCUCUAGGCGCCCUAGAACGUGGUCGGGCUUCCCGCCAGCAACUUAUAAAUAUUUUAUGGCGUGGGAGGCAUUAA
Messenger RNA from Melitaea cinxia (Glanville fritillary), 1101 nucleotides. RefSeq names its product putative nuclease HARBI1. The record is from RefSeq and is a predicted model, not a curated record. Bases 1 to 1101 code for a protein of 366 amino acids. The transcript is spliced from 5 exons. Lineage: Eukaryota; Metazoa; Arthropoda; Insecta; Lepidoptera; Nymphalidae.